This is a messenger RNA of Prorocentrum cordatum, 1308 nucleotides long. The record is from the annotation of a GenBank genome assembly. NCBI's taxonomy places the organism in Eukaryota, Dinophyceae, Prorocentrales, Prorocentraceae.
GUCCAGCGAGGAUGGGACGCGUCCCUGGAGCGUGUGGCGCGCGGCUGGAACUUCGUGCGCGGCCCGCUUUCGGCCUUUCAGGCCUCUGUCCUUUCUGCUGGCUGGCAGUGCCCGUCCCUGUCCAAGUUGGUUGAGCCAGACGGGCAGGAGUGGGAGCUUUUCGCCACCACCGUCGCCCCCGUCACCAGCCUCCUCGCGGCUCUGGAGCAGACCGCUGAGAACGCGGUUUGGCGCCAGGCGGCCAAGCAUCUUGACGGGGGUGGGGCGGAGGAGGGCGUCUGGUGGCAGCACGUGCCUGCACUGGCGGAGCGGCUGGAGAAGGAGUCCCAGCACAGUCUUGCCAGCCUUGCUCGCCUAGUUGCAUGCGGUGGCUACUGGACGGAGGAGCGACGUUUCCAGGCUGGCUACCGCACGGACGACCUGUGCCAGCGCUGCCACCGCUCCCGUGAAUCCAGCCGUCAUCGUUUCUGGGAAUGCAUGUGCAAUUCCAUGGAGAGGGACUGGGCGCUCUCGGUCGGUGUGCCUCCCCCUCCUGAGGCUGUGGUCUCCUCCAACCACCUUCGCAGUCAGGCGUUGGAGGAGAUCGACCGCUUCCCUGUUUUCUGGUGCCGCGGGCUUGUGCCCCUCGCCUGGCUGAACCUCCCGCCGUCCCCCGACGAGCGUGGCCAUCGUUGGCUGCGCUGCGGCGUCGGGGCGCUGCCAGGGGGGAUCUACGCUACCGACGGUGCAGGUGGAGCCUGGUCGUCUCAGCCCUUGCUACGCCGUGUGGCGUGGAGCUUCGCUCGCCUUGACGACGGCCAAGGUUUGGACUGGGACUCUGGCUGCACGGGCUUGGUGGACGGUCCUGUGCAAACUGUGCCUCGCGCUGAGCUCCUGGCCAUUGUGGAGUGCGUCAGGGCCGUCCACCCUGCUGCCGAUUUCAAGCUUUAUUCCGACCACGUGAAUCACGUGAAUGCGAUAGCGCGCGGACGCCGCCACUGCUACAAGCUCGAGCACGCGGACCUCUGGCACGAUCUCUUCUCGCUGCUUGACGCCCGCGAGGGCCGCUUCUCGCUCCUGCACGUGCCCUCGCAUCUUGCCGAGGACCCAGCUAAGUUUGCUCGUCUCGGCCACUCUGUGCUGCCCGAGGCUAUUUUUCUCAAUGCGGUGGCCGAUGGGCUCGCCGAGGAGCGGGCUGAGGAGGUUCAGCUCGAUCCUGACGUUGCCCGCCGCGCUUUGGACCUGGUGGAGCAGGCCGAGGCCAUCCUGCUCCGCAAUGCCACUCUCUGUGCUGCCGCCGCCUCCGCCCCCAAGAGCCCUGGCCGUGAG